This is a messenger RNA of Hirsutella rhossiliensis, 1917 nucleotides long. RefSeq names its product sugar transporter domain-containing protein. NCBI's taxonomy places the organism in Eukaryota, Fungi, Ascomycota, Sordariomycetes, Hypocreales, Ophiocordycipitaceae. The record is from RefSeq and is a predicted model, not a curated record. Gene Ontology annotation, molecular function: myo-inositol:proton symporter activity. Bases 1 to 1917 code for a protein of 638 amino acids. Gene Ontology annotation, biological process: transmembrane transport. The transcript is spliced from 12 exons. Gene Ontology annotation, cellular component: membrane.
AUGGCAGACAUUCACCCAGAGCCCAAAGCUCGCCAUGGGGACCACCUGGAGGAGAAAGGCGUCACUCACGCCGAAGAGGUUGAUCUUUCCAAAACCCUCGAGGCCAAGAUCCGGAAUCCCCUCGAGGGAAUCCCCCGUGAGCAGCUGAUGCGCGACGUCGAAGCCUUUGCCGAGUAUCGCGGCCUGCAGGAGUAUAUUGGCCUCCUCAAAAAGGGCGCCCUGGUGGCCCAGAACCCCGCCGAAGCCGCAGCCAUUGACGGCCCCGAGAAGCUCACCCAAGCCGAGUUUGACGCCCUCGAGACGGAGAGAAACCACAGGUGGCGCAUGCCCUUGAGACUCUUCCUCACCAUCGCUACGUGCUCCAUCGGCGCCGCCGUACAGGGCUGGGACCAGACGGGAAGCAAUGGCGCCAACAUAUUUCUCCCAGAGGCAUACGGCCUGUUCCCGAAAGAGAGCGAUCGGGACUCCUUAAUCAUCGGUCUUUUGAAUGCUGGUCCUUACAUCGGCAGCGCAUUCAUUGGGUGUUGGUUAUCCGACCCCCUCAACAACUGGUUCGGCCGUCGAGGCACGAUUUUCUUCUCCGCUCAUUUCUGCAUCUGGCCCGUCAUUGGAUCCGCUCUGUGUCGGACCUGGGAACAACAAAUGGCCUGCCGCCUGCUCAUGGGUAUAGGAAUGGGGGCCAAGGCCUCGACUGUGCCCAUCUACGCCGCCGAGAACGCUCCCGCUUCGAUUCGAGGCGCUCUCGUCAUGUCUUGGCAAAUGUGGACUGCUUUCGGCAUCAUGCUCGGGACUGCUUUCAACUUGGCCGUCUUCUAUGUCGAUAAUAUCAACUGGCGGCUUAUGCUUGGCGCCCCAUUCCUCCCGGCCGUUCCCCUUGUGCUCCUGAUCUACUGCUGCCCCGAGUCUCCCCGCUGGUAUAUGAAGAAGAAUCGCUACCCCGAGGCCUGGAAGUCGCUCCUCGUGCUGCGCAAUGAUCCCAUCCAGGUUGCCCGAGACAUCUACUACAUCAGCGCUCAGCUCGAGAUUGAGAAGGAGCUUGUUGGGAAGACAAACUACUUGUCGCGAUUUACUCAACUAUUCACCAUUCCCCGCGUCCGACGAGCGAACCUGGCUGCCUUUACCGUCAUGAUUGCGCAGCAGAUGUGCGGCAUCAACAUCAUUGCUUUCUACUCCACCACAAUCUUUGUUGAUGCCGGCCUCGGCGAGUUCAAGGCCAUGAUCGGGUCGUUUGGCUUCGGUCUGGUCAAUUGGCUCUUUGCCUUCCCGGCGUUCUGGACUAUCGACACUUUUGGCCGACGAAGCCUGCUCCUCUUCACUUUCCCCCAGAUGUUCUGGACUCUACUCGCCGCUGGUCUCUGCACCCUCAUGCCUUCAGGAACUGCCGACUCCCCUAACAACGCAAGGACGGCUCUCGUCUGCUUAUUCGUCUUCCUCUUUGGCGCCUUUUACUCACCCGGUGAGGGUCCCGUUCCGUUCACCUACAGCGCCGAAGUCUACCCUCUGUCUCAUAGAGAGACUGGCAUGGGCUUUGCCGUGGCCACAUGCCUGUUCUGGGCUGCUGUUUUGGGCACAUCCUUCCCCUUCCUUUUGAAGCAACUCCACACCGUCGGCGCAUUCGGACUUUACGCGGGCUUCAACCUUGUUGCCUUCAUCAUGAUCUUCCUCUGGGUUCCGGAAACCAUGCAGCGCACACUCGAGGAACUCGACUUCGUGUUCGCCGUCCCCGUGCGCAAGUUCGCCGCCUAUCAAGUCACGCAGACCAUCCCAUGGGUUUUCAAGCGGUACAUCUUGUUACAGCGCAACGCCGUCAGGCGGCCGCUGUACAAUUUCGAGAACGUGGCCGUGCCGCCCAGCAAGCAUGCGUCCGGCACCCAGCCCUUUACCACCGUGAGCUCCGACGACGAUAGGAAGUAUUGA